AUGUCUUGCAAAGCGGCGACCAAGGACAAGAAGUCCAGUUUCAGCAAGAAACUGUUCAGGAGAGGCUCUGUGCGCUCAGUGGGCAGUUUUAUGAGCAGGGUCCUGAGGACACUGACGGCCUUAUCACACUUUGGAUCCGAAGUACAGACCGAGGAUGAGAAAGAUGAUGGAGGGUUUACAACUUUUAAGUCCGGAAAUAAAGAUGUUCCCAUCGAGGAUGGGGAUCUGGGGGGAUUCUUGUCUGGGGAGAGAGUCCCAGGAGUGUCGGGCCUGAAAAACCAUGGGAAUACCUGCUUCAUGAAUGCUAUUCUGCAAUGCCUCAGUAACACUGAACUCUUUGCUGAGUACCUCGUUUUGGAGCAGUAUAAAGGCGAGGAGUCGGAUGAGGAUAAACCAAAGACAAAUGGUGUGCAUUUGCCGAAGAAGGGUCCUUUGGCUAAAGGAGAAGUGACAGAGCAGCUGUCGGGACUGGUUCGGGCUUUGUGGACCUUUGAGUACACCCCCCAGCACAGCAGGGACUUCAAGAACGCUGUGUCAAAAAAUGCCACUCAGUUUAAAGGGAACGCUCAGCAUGACGCUCAAGAGUUUCUCCUGUGGUUACUGGACAGAGUCCAUGAGGACCUAAACACCGUGAACCCCAACAGCAGACCUGCGAUAAAGCCUCCUAUUGAUGAAGAUGACCAGUGCAUAGAGGGUCCAACUCUUCCCCUCUCUGCUGGGUCAUUCGUGCAAGAACUGUUUCAGGCGCAGUACAGGUCUUCUCUCACAUGCCCGCAUUGCCAAAAGCAGAGCAACACCUUUGAUCCUUUCCUCUGUAUCUCCUUACCGAUCCCGCUUCCUCACACACGGCCCUUGUAUGUGACAAUUGUCUACCAGGGGAAGUACUCUCACUGUAUGAGGAUAGGAGUUGCUGUUCCUGUGAAAAGUACAGUCUAUCGCCUCAGAGAUGCUGUGUCACGUGAGACCAAGAUCCCAAUGGACCAGUUUGUUCUGACAGAAAUGUACUACGAUGGCUUUCAUCGCUCAUUUUGUGAUGAUGAUGACGAUCUUGACAUCAUUCAAGAGAGCGAUUCCAUCUUUGCCUUUGAGACACCAGAGACCUUCAAACUGGAAAACAUACGCACAAAAAGAGGAAGCCUUUUGGCAAACCUGAAUCAUAACAAUUUGAAGUAUGGGCCGGAACUCAGCAGGACUCCAUCCUUCAUGCAGGGGGCUAUGACUCCUGUAACUGGAUCACCCAAUAAAAACUUGGGACCGGAAAAAAUUAUCCUUUUGGUGUGCAACAGGGCAUGUACUGGCCACCAGGGGAAGAGGUUCGGCCUGCCUUUUGUACUGUACAUGGAGCGCACUGUGACCUGGGAUGCUCUACAAAAAGAGAUCCUGGAAAAAAUGCGGCAUCUUUUGAGACCUGGGGUCUACAUUCAGGUUGGACCUUUCAGUCUCCGGGUGGUUGGCGUUGUUGGUAUCACCUACCUCCUUCCCCAAGACGAGCGGCCACUCUGUCAUCCAACUGUUGAAAGGGCAUACAAGUCCUGUGGACAAGGGGGACCACCGCAUCUGGCCCCAGACGAUGCUUGGCGCUGUCCCCACUGCAAGCAGCUGCAGCAGGGUCGCAUAAAGCUCAGCCUGUGGACGCUGCCGGAUGUGCUUAUCCUGCAUCUCAAGAGGUUCAGACAGGAGGGCGACCGGAGAGUUAAGAUGCAGAACAUGGUGAGAUUCCCCUUAAUGGGGAUGGACAUGGCUCCACAUGUGGUCAAGAGAAGCCAGAGCAGCUGGAGUUUACCCUCCCACUGGUCACCAUGGAGACGUUCCUAUGGUUUGGGAAGAAACCCCGACGACUACCUGUAUGACCUGUACGCUGUGUGCAACCAUCAUGGCAAUAUGCACGGAGGCCACUACACUGCCUACUGCAAAAACUCUGUUGAUGGUCAGUGGUACUGCUUUGAUGACAGCGAAGUGUCCCUGAUACCUGAUGAUGACGUGUGUCAGCAGACAGCCUACAUCCUGUUUUAUCAGAGGAGAACUGCCAUUCCCUCCUGGUCUGCCAACAGCUCUGUUGCUGGAUCCACAAGCUCGUCCCUGUGUGACCACUGGGUAAACAGGCUGCCUGGCAGCAGGCCUGCUAGCUUGGCCUCUGGAGCUUCAUCCAGACGCACCUCACUGGCUUCGUUAGCCGAGUCUGGAGAGUUUCCAGGAGAGCGCAGUGAGGAUGAUGGAGGAUUCUCUGUGCGUCCUUUUGUGAGGAGCAUUCAGCGUCAGAGCUUGUCCUCCAGGUCGUCGAUAGCCAGCCCUUUAGCCUUCAGUGACAGUGGCAUACGGCCCUCCUGGUCUCUCUCAGCCAAGCUUCAGAUGAGGUCAAACUCCCCCUCCCGUUUCUCGCUCGACUCUCGAUGUUCCCCUCCUCUGGAGCGAAUAGGAGAAGCCUGCGAUGACAAAGGCUCCCACUCCAGUGGAAAAGAAGAGCACUAA
Molecule: messenger RNA, 2469 nt
Organism: Menidia menidia (Atlantic silverside)
Lineage: Eukaryota; Metazoa; Chordata; Actinopteri; Atheriniformes; Atherinopsidae
Source: the annotation of a GenBank genome assembly